This is a messenger RNA of Puccinia graminis f. sp. tritici CRL 75-36-700-3, 870 nucleotides long. RefSeq lists its product as uncharacterized. The coding region runs from base 187 to 726 and encodes 179 amino acids. The record is from RefSeq and is a predicted model, not a curated record. NCBI's taxonomy places the organism in Eukaryota, Fungi, Basidiomycota, Pucciniomycetes, Pucciniales, Pucciniaceae. The transcript is spliced from 2 exons.
AUCUCUCCUUACAGAUCUAAAAAGCUACUCUUCACCCAACUGGCUUUUCCUUCUCCCAUCUUUCUCUUCCUCGUUUGCUUCGAAUCUUCUUGCGACUUUAUCACAACGCGCGAGUCGGCUGUUAGGAUCAAGGACGGUGUCGAAUUGGAAGCAGUUUGAAGGACGGCCAUACAUAGUCGAACAAGAAUGACGAAAUUUUUCGAAACUAGCUUUCAGAGGGUGAUGAAGAAACGGCUCAAAGGAUGGACGUUGAAAGUGCUGAUCGGGAGUAUCAUUGUGGUGUUCAGCUUGAGUGGAGUGGGAAGGGCCUCGGGAAGGAUAGCCGGCAGACAGAGGAUCGGCCGGGGAAGGAUGGACAACUUUGAAGAGAAGAUCGUCUGCCGGACCUCAUCGCCGAUCCGAGCGAAUCGGAACGAGAUUCUGAAAUUUAUCGACUCGUUCUGUGCGGAGGCGAUGGGCCAAGAGUUCGGCGGCUCGGAGGGCGAGGGGACGAACGUGGAGCUGAAGGAGCUCUACACCGUCGAGCCCUCCCAACGCGCCGCCGGCAUGGCCAACCAUGUCCUCCUCCAUGUCAAGUCUAUCAACGGCUGCAAGUUCUCCGUCGGCUACAGCUGCGGCAGGUUUCUCUCAAGACCAACCGACGAAUGCAACAUCGGCGAUGAAGCCAAACAAGGCGGCUAUGUCGCCAAUGGCUGCUCACUGUGGAAGACCAUCCCACUGGUCUGACCCUGUCAUCCAAUCCUCAUCGACCACUCCAUCUUGACUGCCAUCGACAUCAAAAACAACACUCGUCCCCCUUUUCCGAAUCUUUUUUCAAUCAUGACCGACAGAAAAUCGUUAACUCUCAGCUGCUAUACAGCCCUCAGCAGA